AUGCCUCAGAAGGAAUUCUGUCCCAAGCGCUACGAAGCGAUAGGUGCAGAUUUUCAGAACUCUCCUGAUGUUCAUCUCCAUUCCACAUCAGAGAAGCGCCAAUUCGACUUCUCCUUCGAGCCUGUCCGGGAAAAUCUAUUCCGAGUUACCUUCUCGUCGCCAGACCACCCCCUUCCUCCUUAUCCUAGCGUCACCAAACCGGUUACAGACCUGAAGGACAUUCAUGUAUCUGCGACAAGUGAUGGCCAGAGAAAGUCAAUUCAGGUAGGUGAGGUGACGGCAUCCGUCGACUGGGCCAACACCCCCGUGGUUUUGCUUUCGUUGAAGGGACAGAGCCAGCCAUUGUACCGGGAUCUGCCAUUGCGCUCGUAUGUCGUGGACGCCGCGGGCAUCGCACACUACACCGAGCACGAUCGCAGUGCUCUGCACGUUGGACUUGGAGAGAAGCGAGCACCCAUGGACCUCAGCGGGCGUCAUUUUAUUCUCUCUGCCACAGACAGCUUUGGAUACGACGUCUACAAUACCGACCCGUUAUACAAGCACAUCCCUCUGUUGAUCAAAGUGACUCCUCAAGGUUGUGUAGCCAUCUUCUCCACUACACACGGCAGAGGUACCUGGUCAGUGGGCUCGGAGGUCGACGGCCUCUGGGGCCACUUCAAAGUAUAUCGCCAGGAUUACGGCGGCCUGGAACAAUACCUCAUUGUCGGAAAGACGUUGAAGGAGAUUGUCAGAUCAUAUGCUGAACUCGUUGGGUUCCCAAUGCUGGUCCCCCGCUGGGCUUAUGGAUACAUAUCCGGAGGAUACAAGUACACCAUGAUGGACGAGCCACCCGCUCACCAGGCUCUGAUGGAGUUCGCCGAUAAGCUGAGAGAGCACGGCAUUCCUUGCUCUGCCCACCAGAUGAGCUCCGGCUACUCGAUUGCGGAAAAGGAACCCAAGGUCCGUAAUGUCUUCACCUGGAACAAAUACCGCUUUCCGAACCCUGAGGAAUGGAUUGCCAAGUAUCAUUCAAGAGGCAUCCGACUUCUAACGAACAUCAAGCCAUUUCUGUUGGCUUCACACCCGGAGUUCCAGAAGCUUGUUGAUGGCAAUGGGUUCUUUGAGGAUCCCGAGACUGGCGAGCCUGGCUACAUGAGGCUGUGGAGUGCAGGAGGCGCCACUGGAGGUGACGGAUGCCACAUCGACUUUACCUCAGCAGCUGCGUUCAAGUGGUGGUACGAUGGCGUUCAGAGCCUGAAGCGUGCCGGGAUCGAUGCGAUGUGGAAUGAUAACAACGAAUACACGAUCCCGAACGAUGACUGGAAACUGGCCGGUGACGAACCCACUGUUUCCGCCGCAGCUGCGAAGAAGGUUCAAAUUACCGUCGGACUCUGGGGCCGUGCAAUCCACACGGAACUCAUGGGCAAAGCCUCUCAUGAUGCCCUGCUCAACCUUGAGCCCGAUCACCGACCAUUCGUGUUGACUCGGAGCGCCUCCGCCGGGACAAUGCGUUACGCAGCCAGUACCUGGAGCGGAGAUAAUGUCACCAGCUGGGAAAGCAUGAAGGGUGCGAAUGCAUUGUCCCUGAGCGCGGGCAUUUCCCUUCUGCAAUGUUGCGGCCAUGACAUCGGUGGAUUCGAAGGGCCCCAACCAUCACCCGAGUUACUCCUCAGGUGGAUCCAGCUUGGAAUCCACUCACCUCGCUUCGCCAUCAACUGCUUCAAAACAUCCCCCGGGAACAGUUCCGUAGGAGAAGUGAUCGAGCCGUGGAUGUACCCGGAGAUUACCCCCCUCGUCCGCGACACUAUCAAGCGUCGCUAUGAGAUCCUGCCAUACAUCUACUCCCUGGGGCUGGAGAGCCACCUGACGGCCUCCCCGCUGCAACGCUGGGUGGGCUGGGGCUACGAGUCCGACCCGGAGGUGUGGACCAAAGCCCUCAAGGCCGGCGACGAGCAGUUCUGGUUCGGCGACACGAUCAUGGUAGGCGGGGUGUACCAGCCAGGAGUGAGCCUGGCCAAGCUCUACCUCCCCCGCAAGGCGAACGAUCAGUUCGACCAUGGCUUCGUCAACAUGAACGAGCCAUACAACUACCUCGCGUCCGGACAGUGGGUCGAGAUCGCGUCGGAGUGGCGCAAGAGCAUCCCCCUGCUCGCCCGCAUCGGCGGCGCGAUCCCCGUCGGCAAGGCCGUGCAAACCCGCGUGCCUGGCGACGAGACCGCGGCGUCGGUCGCCGUGGAGGAGCUGGACGAUUACAGGGGCGUGGAGAUCUUCCCACCGCGGGGCUCCUCCCACGGACAGGUCUUUUCCACCACUUGGUACGAGGAUAACGGGAUCUCGCUCCAGCCGCACAUCUCCCAGUACACCGUCCGGUAUAGCUCCACCCAGGAGAAGGUCGUGGUUGGGUUUACGCGCGACGAGACGAGCGGCUUCGUCCCCGCCUGGAGAGACCUGGAUAUCAUUCUUCACAAGGGCGAUGAGAGAUGUGUUGUCUCUGACAAUGGAAGUGCGGUGGAGUCCAAGGGAAGAGACGCCCGGGGUCGCAAGGUCUAUACUUUCAAGACUUGA
Molecule: messenger RNA, 2544 nt
Organism: Aspergillus homomorphus CBS 101889
Lineage: Eukaryota; Fungi; Ascomycota; Eurotiomycetes; Eurotiales; Aspergillaceae
Product: putative alpha-glucosidase
Exons: 2
Coding region: 1-2544 (847 amino acids)
Biological process (GO): carbohydrate metabolic process
Molecular function (GO): hydrolase activity, hydrolyzing O-glycosyl compounds; carbohydrate binding
Source: RefSeq, a predicted model, not a curated record